AGCUUUAUUUCUUAUGGUAUUUUUUUUGUCUUUCUAUAGGGUUGAAAGACACACAGAAGUCUUCAUGGAUAUAGUUGAUACAUUUAAUCAUUUAAUUCCUACUGAACACUUAGAUGAUGCCCUAUUUCUAGGAUCCAACCUGGAGAAUGAAGUCUGUGAGGAUUUUAGUACAAGUCAAAAUGUCUUAGAGGACUCGCUGAAGAACAUGCUCAGCGAUAAGGAUCCUAUGCUAGGAUCUGCAAGUAACCAGUUCUGUUUGCCUGUUUUGGAUAGCAAUGAUCCCAAUUUCCAGAUGCCUUGUUCAACAGUUGUUGGUCUUGACGAUAUUAUGGACGAAGGAGUUGUUAAAGAAAGUGGCAAUGAUACCAUUGAUGAAGAAGAACUGAUUUUACCUAACAGGAAUUUGAGGGACAAAGUAGAAGAAAAUUCAGUGAGAUCACCAAGAAAAUCACCUCGUUUAAUGGCACAAGAACAAGUAAGAAGUUUGCGACAAAGCACUAUUGCCAAGCGUUCAAAUGCAGCACCUUUAAAUAGCACAAAAAAAGCACCUGUGAAGACUGUAUCUGCCCCUAAAGCAGGGGGGAAACAACCAGAAAGGUGUCAGAUAAAAGAAGAAGCUUGUACAUCACCGAAACCUGAGUAUCAUAAAGAGAGCAGAAGGGGCAGUCGGCAUCUUGAACAAACUGAAGUAUCGGAAGUAUCAGUGUCUUCAAGUCACUCUUCAGUGUCAUCUUGUCUUGAAAUGAAGGAUGAAGUUGGAUUAGAUUCUAAGCAGAAGUGUAAUAAUCAGGAAAAAGCAAAUGUGCCAUCUCAUGAAUUAAAUUGUCCACUCCUUUCAGAGACUUGUGAUAGUAUUGAAGAAAAGAAAAAUGAAACUCUGGUGGAAUGUAAAAUCAAGACUGUUAGUAGCCCAUUGUUUACAUUUUCAGAUAAAGAAGAACAUGAACAGAAUGAUUCUAUUUCAGAUAAAGUGGGUGAGACUAUUGUUGAAGAAAUGAGUGCAAAGGUUGAACAAGAAUCAAAGGAAACGGUCAAAUUAUCCCUUGAAGGUGACCAAAUUGUUGAGGAACCAGAAUCUGCUGCUGCUCUCUGUGGUGAUGCUUCUUGUACAAAUCCAAAUAAGACCGAAAAGAACCUUGUAGGUUUGUCUAGCACUGUGGAUGAAGUAAAUGAAUGCCAUUUGGAAUUGAAGAAUUCGAUGGAAUUUGAUCAAGCUAAGAACUCUCUUCAUAGAAAUGAACUAGAACCAUUGGGUUAUUGUAAAGACAUAGAGUCUAAUCAUAAACAGUUGGAGAGCACUGAAUUUAACAAAUCAAACUUUAAUGAGGUGGUUGAUACUAGUGCUUUUGAACCAGAGUGUAAUAUUGUAGAAAAUGCUAUUUGUGAUGUGCCUGACCAAAAUUUAAAACAGUUGAAUAUUGUUGAAAGUAUUAAAAUGGAGUCUCAUGAAACAGCAACCCUUCAGGAUGACAGAAACAGCCCAUCAAAUAGUGUUUCUUGCUUAGAGUCAAAAAACAUAAAAUCCAAACACACAAAACCUGUAAUUCACUCUAAGCAAAGCAUGAGCUCAGAUACUUUGAAAAAAAUUGUUGCAGCAAAGCAUGAAUUAACGCAUAACAAAACUAAAGCUAGUGUCAAAAGUGUGAAACGGAAUGCCAGUGAACUAGAAUCUCAGCAAAAUUUUCAUAGGCCAGUCAAAGUGAGAAAAAAACAAGUUGAUAAGGAUUCAAAGAUUCAGAGUUGCAAUUCUGGGGCUAAGUCUGUGAAAAAUCAAGCUCAUUCUAAUUCGAAAAAAACACAAGAUCAAAAUUUAGUACAGAUUUCGAAACCUGUAACACAUUGGUUGAGUGAUAAGCCUCAUGGUCAGCCUGGUUGCUCUAAAGAACCUCAUCAUCCUGCACAAACUGGACAUCUAUUACCUUCCUGCCAGAAACAGUGCCACAAGCCCCAACAGCUGGCUCUAGCAGUAAAAACCAAUAGUCAUGUGAAGGAAGAGCUUGAACAUGCAAGUGGUGCAGAGCAUUUUAAGGAGGAGGAUAAACUGAAACAAAAAAAACCUGAGAAGAACCUACAACCCCGCCAAAGAAGAAGCAGCAAAAGUUUUUCUUUGGAUGAGCCACCAUUGUUCAUUCCAGAUAACAUAGCUACCAUAAAAAAAGAAGGCUCAGAUCAUAGCUCUUCAUUUGAAAGCAAAUAUAUGUGGACUCCCAGCAAGCAGUGUGGGUUUUGCAAAAAACCCCAUGGCAACAGGUUUAUGGUUGGCUGUGGAAGAUGUGAUGACUGGUUUCACGGUGAUUGUGUCGGGUUAAGUCUUUCUCAAGCACAGCAAAUGGGAGAGGAAGACAAAGAAUAUGUGUGUGUGAAAUGUUGUGCUGAAGAAGAUAAAAAGACUGAAGUAACAGAUCCAGAUAUUUUGGAAAACCAAGCUAAAGUUGAAGUCCAUACUGAAGAUAAAACAAUGGACUAUGAAAAGCUUGGAUUAUCAAAGCACACAUCAACAAAUGACAAAACCAAAUGUACAGAUGAUACAGUGAAGCACAAGGUCAAAAUUUUAAAACGGGAAUCUGGUGAAGGUAAAAACUCAUCAGACUGUAGAGAUAGUGAAAUGAAAAAAUGGCAGCUAGCUCCUCUUCGAAAGAUGGGACAACCAGUUUUACCUCGGAGAUCCUCAGACGAAAAAAGUGAAAAAAUACCUAAAGAUUCCACAACUGUUAUUUGCACAGGGGAAAAAGCUUCAAAACCAGGUGCUCAUGAGAAGCAAGAGGUAAAAAAGAAGAAGAUUGAAAAAGGAGCGCCUAAUGUGCAUCCUCCUGCUGCCCCUGCUGCCAAGCCCUCUACAGAUCAGAUCCGACAGAGUGUCAGACACUCUCUCAAAGACAUUCUGAUGAAAAGACUUACAGAUUCAAAUUUGAAGGUACCAGAGGAAAAGGCAGCAAAAGUUGCCACAAAAAUUGAAAAAGAGCUUUUCUCUUUUUUUCGGGACACAGAUGCUAAAUAUAAGAACAAAUAUAGAAGUUUGAUGUUCAACCUGAAAGAUCCUAAAAACAAUACCAUAGAGAUGAUUGAGAAAGAGCAGAGAGAAGUGGAAAGACGACCAAUCACAAAAAUAACUCAUAAGGGUGAAAUAGAAAUUGAGAGUGAUGCUCCAAUGAAAGAACAGGAAGCAGCCAUGGAGAUUCAGGAACCUGCAGGUAACAAGUCUUUGGAAAAGAUCGAAGGAUCUGAAAAACAAAAGGAGGAGAUUGACUCUAUGUCUAAAGAUACCACAAGUCAACACAGACAACAUCUUUUUGAUCUUAACUGCAAAAUUUGCAUUGGUCGAAUGGCACCACCUGUAGAUGAUCUUUCUCCAAAAAAGGUGAAAGUUGUUGUUGGAGUAUCUCGUAAACAUUCAGACAAUGAAGCAGAAAGUAUAGCAGAUGCAUUGUCUUCAACCUCAAAUAUUUUGACCUCUGAAUUCUUUGAGGAAGAGAAACAAGAGUCUCCAAAGUCAACAUUCUCUCCUGCUCCACGUCCAGAGAUGCCUGGAACUGUUGAAGUUGAGUCUACAUUCUUGGCUCGAUUGAACUUCAUCUGGAAAGGUUUUAUCAACAUGCCUUCUGUUGCAAAAUUUGUUACCAAAGCCUACCCAGUGUCUGGUUCCCCUGAGUACUUGACAGAGGAUCUACCAGAUAGUAUUCAAGUAGGUGGCAGGAUAUCACCUCAGACAGUUUGGGAUUAUGUGGAAAAACUUAAAGCAUCAGGAACCAAGGAAAUUUGUGUGGUUCGCUUCACACCUGUAACUGAAGAAGAUCAAAUUUCUUAUACUUUGCUGUUUGCAUACUUCAGUAGCAGAAAACGCUAUGGAGUAGCUGCUAACAACAUGAAGCAGGUUAAAGACAUGUACCUUAUUCCUUUGGGUGCCACAGAUAAAAUUCCACACCCUCUCGUGCCUUUUGAUGGACCUGGGCUUGAACUGCAUAGACCUAAUCUGUUGUUGGGCUUAAUUAUUCGCCAAAAACUGAAGCGGCAACACAGUGCUAGUGCCAGCCAUACUGCUGAGAACUCUGAAAGUGUACCGGUAGCAUUGCCACCUGAAAAAAAAAGUAAAAUGGAAGUUUCCACAGAGGAGGCACCAGAGGAAGAAAAUGACUUUUUCAAUUCUUUCACAACUGUAUUACACAAGCAGAGAACUAAGCCUCAGCAAGCUGUUCAAGAAGACCUUCCAGCUGUAGUGGAACCUUUAGUGGAAGUCACCAAACAGGAGCCACCAAAACCUUUAAGAUUCCUUCCUGGAGUAUUGAUUGGCUGGGAAAAUCAGCCUUCCACUCUGGAAUUAGCAAAUAAGCCUCUUCCUGUGGACGACAUACUUCAGAGCCUUUUGGGCACUACUGGUGAAGUAUAUGAACAGGCUCAGUCAGUGACAGAACAAAACACUAUCAACGAAAUUCCAUUUAUCAGUGAGCAAGCUGACCCCAAAGCAGAGAACGUAGAUAAAGUAGAAGCAAUGGAUGGUGAAGCUAAGGAGGUCAAGGGUAAAGUAGAUAAUCUUUCAGAAUCUUUAGGUAAUUCAGUACAAGUAGACGAAGAAACCCCAGUAACGGGGCCCUCCUCCAUUUCUCCUGGACCUUCGGCGAGUCUUAGUCUCAGAGGCAAACCACCAGAUGUUUCUACAGAAGCUUUCCUAACAAAUUUAUCCAUUCAGUCAAAACAAGAGGAAGCUGUGGAGAGUAAAGAGAGACCAUUAAAAAGACAGCUGCUGCAAGAUCAAGAGAAUAAUUUGCAAGAUAAUCAGACUUCAGAUACUAGUUCUCCAUGCAGGUCGAAUAUAGGAAAAGGAAACACAGAGGGUAGUGUGAGUGGCAGUGAAAACCUUGUUGCCAACACAGCCAAGUCCCCACAGUUUAUCAAUCUAAAAAGGGAUCCUAGGCAGGCAGCAGGACGAAGUCAGCAGGUAACUUCUUCAGAAAGCAAAGAAGGAGAUAGUUGUGGGAAUGGAGAAAAGCACACCCCGCCCGGGCCGUCACACAAGGAGCACUUACCAGAACACACCAAUGUAGAGGAAAAGUUGUCUUCCGUAGAGAAAAACUCAAGUGCUCAGCAGAGUGAUAAUUCAGGGGUUGCACAAAACUUGGCAUCAGAAGACAAACACACUUUGCAAACAGAACAAGCAAAACCCUCAGAGGAGAAUAUUUCAAUGCAAAAUAUUGAAACUGUGCACCCGUUUCGAAGAGGAUCGGCAGCAACAUCUCAUUUUGAAGUUGAAAACACAAGUCAAUCAGAAUUUCCUUCUAAAAGCAUCAACUUUACCUCCAGAAGCAGCAGUCCCAGAGCAAGUGCAAACUUUUCACCCAUGAGGCCACAGCAACCGAACCUUCAGCAUCUCAAGUCUAGUCCCCCUGGAUUUCCAUUUCCGGGGCCUCCUAAUUUUCCCCCACAAGGCAUGUUUGGAUUUCCACCACAUUUGCCACCCCCAUUACUCCCCCCUCCCGGCUUUGGCUUUGCUCAAAAUCCCAUAGUUCCCUGGCCACCUGUUCACCUGACAGGCCAACCUCAGCGUAUGAUGGGUCCCCUUUCACAAACAUCAAGAUAUGUAGGCCCACAAAAUUUUUACCAGGCUAAAGAUAUUCGAAGACCAGAAAGGCGCCAUAGUGACCCUUGGGGUAAUAGGCAAGACCAACAGCAACUGGAUAGGUCAUUUAACAGGGGCAAAGGGGAUCGCCAGAGAUUUUAUAGUGAUUCACACCACUUGAAGAGGGAGCGACAUGAAAAGGAAUGGGAGCAAGAAUCUGAAAGGCAUAGACGCAGGGACAGAUCCCAAGACAAGGACAGAGACAGGAAAAGCAGGGAGGAAGGGCACAAAGAGAAAGAGAGGCCACGGUUGUCACACAGUGAUCGCGGAGCAGAUGGAAAAGCAAGCAGAGAUGGUAAGAAACCAGACAAACCUAAAAGUGAAGACCAUGAAAAGGACAAAGAACGAGAGAAAAGUAAACAUAGAGAAGGAGAAAAGGACAGAGAUAGGUACCACAAAGAUAGGGACCACACUGACAGAGCUAAAAGCAAAAGGUAAAAUCUGCCAGCUGCUUCAAGAUUACUCUUAAGUCAUUGUUAAAUGUUGCAUCUUAAAAAACUUUGAUUGCCUGCUAGGAUUGUGCCAUCUUUCAGACUUACUAUUGGUGGUUUGCAGAACAAUAAAUUCCAUGUGUUGGUGCGGAGUGCUCUGUACCAGUGCUCAUCGUCCCUUCUUCAUACCAACUGUCCUAGUUAUAGGAAUAUUUUUAAAAGUUUUACAUUGCUGUAUAUUCAAAGAUUUGUUUAAUAUGCAAUAAAGGCUUAGAAAUUUUAGUUUUAUUCCUUAAUUGGUAAAUAUAGUUAACUCUGGAAUAUAUUUACUGCCUCUAGUGAAUGUUCUUUAUGACUAAUUUGAGAGUAAUGUGUACUCUGUAAGUUUGUUUUAAAUUGCACUGUUUUUAAAGAAACUAGAGAAGCAACACAAAGACAAGCAACUUCAUAAUCAGAUUAUAUUAAUCAGUUUAUUGGGCAGUUUCUGAUCAAGAAUCAGAAGCCCAAGGAGAACAUUUACUGCUUUAAUCUGCACUCCCUGAAGGCAUUUAUUACCUUGUAUAUGACAGCUUUGUGGUAGACCAGUAGUUUCCUUUUCCUUUUUGCCUCUUCAGGAACUUGAAUACUUAAGCUUGUACAUGAUCUUGUGUUUUGCUAUCCUUUUUACUGUAAAAUGUAAAUAUUUUAAGGGAUAUUUUGAUUCUAAAUAUGAUAAAAAGAAUUUCUCACCUAUUUUGUGUGUGUGAUUUGAAAUUCAGUAAAAGAAUUUCUUCUCUAAAACUUUGAUUACUUUCAUACUUUUUUUUUUUACUCAGCCAAGAACAUACAUACAAGCAUAGCCAUCUGUGUCAGGCAUUGGGUGAAGGGAAAAACCUCACCUAUUAGAGGUUUCUGAUAAAAAUCAUGUUCUGAAGGGGUAGAAUUUUGAACUACCAAUGAAAAACUGCAGCAAAUAGCCCACUUCAUAGGUAUGUUUCUGAAGACUUGUCACUCUCAAAAUUUGGUACGCUGACUAAUCAUGGUGAGACUACAGAAAUUUACGAGAAACGUGUUGUGAAUCUCUUUGUAAAAUGUGUAAUUAACCCUAAUUUGUUUUGGAGGUAACUGCAGUUUUGCUUGAAAUAGAAAGCAUAUGGAGGCUAUUGUUAAUUCAAAUAUAAAGUUAUUUACAAUUUAAACUACACAUGUAUUGACAUAAUUUAAAGCAGUGGCUACCACGUGAUUAAUACUUGAGGCCAACAAAAAAAAGAGAAACCGGUAUUUUUACUUACCUAUAUUAAUGAAGAAAAAUAUAAAUGGCUUCACAAAAUUAAGAAGGUAAUGUUUGAUUUCCUAAAAUGUCCAAGGAUUAGAGUUAAAAAUAGGUUUGAAAUGGAAUCAACUUUGUUAUUCUCUCUAGCGAAAGAAGGAGUGGAAAUUCAAAACCAUACAUUUUGUCUAAUUUCAACAAUUUGCAUAUUUUUUGUCAUCCUUAUUCUCUGAAGUUUUUCAUCAUAAAAGUUCUGAAACAGAGGACUUGUAUUUAAAUAAAAUUUGUUUAAUUUU
This is a messenger RNA of Myotis brandtii (Brandt's bat), 7587 nucleotides long. It is a transcript of the gene PHF3, whose product is annotated as PHD finger protein 3. Gene Ontology annotation, cellular component: nucleus. NCBI's taxonomy places the organism in Eukaryota, Metazoa, Chordata, Mammalia, Chiroptera, Vespertilionidae. The record is from RefSeq and is a predicted model, not a curated record. Gene Ontology annotation, biological process: DNA-templated transcription. The coding region runs from base 14 to 6049 and encodes 2011 amino acids. The transcript has 14 exons.